Messenger RNA from Chaetomium strumarium, 3635 nucleotides. RefSeq names its product glycosyltransferase family 39 protein. Gene Ontology annotation, cellular component: endoplasmic reticulum; membrane. The record is from RefSeq and is a predicted model, not a curated record. The transcript has 6 exons. Gene Ontology annotation, molecular function: dolichyl-phosphate-mannose-protein mannosyltransferase activity. Lineage: Eukaryota; Fungi; Ascomycota; Sordariomycetes; Sordariales; Chaetomiaceae. Gene Ontology annotation, biological process: protein O-linked glycosylation via mannose. The coding region runs from base 343 to 3219 and encodes 958 amino acids.
UCGACUGCAACCCCCUUUCAGCUUCGUCGUCAGCUCUCCACGAGGUUGAAGCCAGGACUGCGAGACCGGCAAGCCUUCCUGUUUCUCCCUCUUCUUCUCGGCUGCCAAUUGUUUUUCCUUUGCGGUCGUCGUUUGGUCUUCGGCCGCUUUUUCGUCUGGAAUCACAUGGUAGCCUUGUAAUUGCAGCUUGCCCAUUCUCGACUCUCGUUAACCCCGUUUUAUGAUCGACGUGCUUGUGGCUGAGAGUGCCGCACGAUCCCGGAACACGCUUUAAACUCUGAAAUCCAAAGAUCCUGUUCAUCGCGCUCCCAUUGUUUCGAAACGCUGCCCGGGACCAAAACCAUGGCUCGAUCGGCGAGCUCCAAGCCGGCGGCCACGCAGGCAUCUCCUCCGCCGGCUUCCAAAUUGGCCGAGAAACCAACGUCAAAGGCGACGAAGCGCAAGGACGACUACUCUUCUGAGGGUGUCGAGGACAAUGACGUCUUCCUCCUGCCCGGCUCAGAUUUCCAACUCGUGCUUGGGAUAACCGUGUUCGCUGCUAUUGUCCGCUUGUUCCGCAUCUACCAGCCUACCAGCGUCGUCUUCGAUGAGGUCCACUUUGGCGGCUUCGCUUCCAAGUACAUCAAAGGCCGGUUCUUCAUGGACGUACACCCCCCGCUCGCAAAACUCAUGAUCACGCUUUUCGGCUGGCUCGCUGGAUUUGAUGGAAACUUUGACUUCAAGGAGAUCGGCAAAGACUACCUCGAGCCGGGUGUCCCAUAUGUUGCUAUGCGCAUGUUCCCGGCCAUCUGCGGCAUUCUGCUCGCCCCGACUAUGUUCCUGACCUUGAAGGCUGCGGGAUGCCGCACUUCCACUGCGAUCAUGGGUGCUGGUGCCAUAAUCUUCGAGAAUGGACUGCUCACUCAGGCUCGUUUGAUUCUGCUCGACUCUCCACUGAUGAUCGCCACUGCCUUUACUGCUCUUGCUUUUACAAACUUCAGCAAUCAACAAGAACUUGGCCCCUCCCGGGCUUUCGGGCUUAGCUGGUGGUUCUGGCUCGCCAUGACUGGUCUUGGACUGGGGAUGACCGUCAGCAUCAAGUGGGUUGGGCUGUUCACCAUCGCGUGGGUCGGCGCCAUCACUCUGGUCCACCUCUGGGUUUUGCUCGGGGACUACAAGAACGUCACCAUGAGGAUAUUCACGAAACACUUCAUGGCCCGCGUCUUCUGCCUCAUUAUUAUCCCUCUUACCUUCUACAUGGCCAUGUUCGGCAUCCACUUCCUUUGCCUGGUCAAUCCUGGCGACGGCGAUGGCUUCAUGAGCUCCGAAUUCCAGUCGACUCUGAAUUCCAAGGGCAUGCAGGACGUUCCCGCCGAUAUCCUUAUGGGCAGCCGGGUCAGCAUCAGGCACGUGAACACACAAGGCGGCUACCUCCACUCGCACCCCCUGAUGUAUCCGACGGGUUCCAAGCAGCAGCAAAUCACCCUCUAUCCCCACAAGGACGACAACAACCUGUGGCUGCUUGAGAACCAGACCCAGCCCCUGGAUCUCAACGGCCAGCCUAUCAAUGGCACGAACGCAUGGUACAACAUCCCUGAGACCCCUUAUAUCAAGGACGGUGCCAUUAUCCGCCUCUAUCACCUCGCCACUCACCGCCGUCUCCACUCCCACGAUGUGCGCCCGCCCAUCACGGAAGCAGACUGGCAGAACGAGGUCUCGGCCUACGGCUAUGAGGGCUUUGACGGAGAUGCCAACGACUUCUUCCGCGUCGAGAUUGUUAAGAAGAAGUCCAAGAGCGGAGUUGCCCAGGAGCGCCUCCGCACAAUCGACACCAAGUUCAGGCUUGUCCAUGUCAUGACUGGGUGCGUGCUGUUCUCGCACAAAGUCAAGCUACCCGACUGGGCCUCGGAGCAACAAGAGGUCACCUGCGCCCGGGGCGGUACUCUUCCCAACAGCUUGUGGUACAUCGAGUCCAACGACCACCCCAAGCUCGGUCCGGAGGCCGAGAAGGUCAAUUACGCUAACCCGGGCUUCUUUGGCAAGUUCUGGGAGCUCCAGAAGGUCAUGUGGAAGACAAAUGCCGGCCUCGUCGAGUCGCAUGCCUGGGACUCCCGCCCGCCUUCAUGGCCUAUCCUGCGGCGCGGCAUCAACUUCUGGGGAAGAGACCAUCGCCAGAUUUAUCUGAUCGGCAACCCGAUCAUCUGGUGGAGCGCCACUGCGGCUGUCGUCAUCUAUGUCCUGUUCAAGGGCAUUGCGGUGCUCCGGUGGCAGCGUAGCUGCAACGACUACUCGAAUACGGUCUUCAAGCGGUUCGACUAUGAGAUCGGCACCUCGGUACUGGGCUGGGCGCUUCACUACUUCCCUUUCUACCUCAUGCAGCGCCAACUCUUCCUGCACCACUACUUCCCCGCCCUCUACUUCGGCAUCAUUGCGUUCUGCCAAAUCUACGACUUUGUUAUGGCGCGUAUCCCUGGCGUCGGCCUGAGAGAGAAUCCUAUCAUCGGCAAGGCGGGUGCUGUUGGCUUCCUCGCCCUGUCGAUGGUCGCUUUCACUCUGCUCUCUCCUCUUGCGUACGGAAACCCCUGGACGAAGGCCGAGUGCAACCGUGUCAAGCUCUUCAACACCUGGGACUGGGACUGCAACACCUUCUUGGACAGUUACGAGGCAUACUCUUCUCAGACGUCAACUCUGGCGGCUGCUAAGACUUCUCAACAGUCUGUGAACGCUCCGAAGGGGCAGCCCGCUGUAGCUGGUGGCGAGAUUGGCCAGAUCCCUAUUGGAGAUGUUAAACAGGCCCAGGCGCAGGAGGAUAAGCCCCAUGUCUCGGGCGCGCCUGAGGUGCCAGCCAACCAGAAGCUGCUCCGCACUGAGGAGCGCAUCGAGUACCGCGACCAGGACGGCAACCUGCUGAACGAGGAGCAGGUCAAGGCGCUUGAGGGCAAGGUCGAGUUCAAGACACGCUACGAGACACGCACGCGCGUCAUUGACGCCGACGGCAAUGAAAUCUUGCUCCCCUCUGGUGUCGAGGUCCCGCAGGAGCAGGAGCAGGCCGCGGCGGGUGUCGCACCGCCACACCCGGACGUCGAAGGUGUCGACCGGGAAACGGCCAAGAAUGUGGUUGCGGACGAGCAGAUCGCGGAGCCCAAACAGAGUGUCGAAGGCGAGAAGGAGGCCGAGGAGAAGGUGGCGAAACCGGCGAGCGAAAAGAAGGAGGCCAGUGCCAAGGUGGACGAGUUAUGAAUGGUCCCAACUUUGGCUUCCUGACCAGGGGGGGCCAGUGUAGGAUUGAUGAUGGGCGGCGCCGUCCGGUCUAUGCCCCUGUUGUAUUACCACCUUAAGCUUUACCCGCAUCAUCUGUGGGUCUCUACCUAAUAAGAUGGACAAGGAGAAAUGGAUGAUGAUUUAGGGCAUUGAGGGGUUGUAAAAGCAUCCACCUGGUUGGCUUGCUCAGGGGGGAAAGCUAGUAUUUCUUUGAUCUCAUUUGUCUUUGCCGAGUUGACGUAGAAUAAGAAGGAGGAAGGUAGAAGAUGCUUCAUACCUUAUAAGGACAGAGUGGGUGAUGAGGGAAGCAUACACGAACGACUCUACACCAACAGCAAGGAUCAUGCACCUAGUUACCUGAAUCCUGGAUCUUGUGCCAACCUACGGAGUACUAC